Miniopterus natalensis is the source of this 2010-nucleotide messenger RNA. The record is from RefSeq and is a predicted model, not a curated record. NCBI's taxonomy places the organism in Eukaryota, Metazoa, Chordata, Mammalia, Chiroptera, Miniopteridae.
AUGCAUCGAUUGCAUCCUGUGUCUUGUUCUUUUCAGUUCAACCAGUCAGUGAGCAAUGAACUAAAUAUUGGGGUAGGAACCUCUUUCUGCCUCUGUACUGAUGGGCAGCUUCAUGUCAGGCAAAUCCUGCACCCCGAGGCUUCCAAGAAGAAUGUAUUGCUGCCUGAAUGCUUCUAUUCCUUUUUUGAUCUUCGAAAAGAAUUCAAGAAGUGUUGCCCUGGCUCACCUGAUAUUGAUAAACUGGAUGUUGCUGCAAUGACAGAGUGUUUAAACUUUGAGAAGAAUAGUUCUGUCUCCCGGUAUGGAGCCUCUCAAGUUGAGGAUAUGGGGAAUAUAAUUUUAGCAAUGGUUUCAGAGCCUUAUAAUCACAGGUUUUCAGAUCCAGAGAGAGUAAAUUACAAAUUUGAAAGUGGCACUUGGGCAGAUGCUGUUUACAGAGCCACUGGCGAGGACUUUCUUAAAAUUGCUGGUGGUACAUCCAAUGAGGUAGCCCAGUUUCUCUCCAAGGAAAAUCAAGUCAUUGUCCGCAUGCGGGGGCUCCCAUUCACGGCCACAGCCGAUGAAGUGGUGGCCUUCUUUGGGCAGCACUGCCCCAUCACGGGGGGCAAGGAGGGCAUCCUCUUUGUCACCUACCCAGACGGUAGGCCCACAGGGGAUGCUUUCGUGCUCUUUGCCUGCGAGGAGUAUGCACAGAACGCACUGAGGAAGCAUAAGGACUUGCUGGGUAAAAGAUACAUUGAGCUCUUCAGGAGCACAGCGGCUGAAGUUCAGCAGGUGCUGAAUCGAUUCUCCUCGGCUCCUCCUCUCAUUCCACUUCCAACCCCCCCCAUUAUUCCAGUACUACCUCAGCAGUUUGUGCCCCCUACAAAUGUUAGAGACUGUAUACGCCUUCGCGGUCUUCCCUAUGCGGCCACAAUUGAGGACAUCCUGGACUUUCUAGGGGAGUUUUCCACAGAUAUCCGAACUCACGGGGUUCACAUGGUAUUGAAUCACCAGGGCCGCCCAUCAGGAGAUGCCUUUAUCCAGAUGAAGUCUGCGGACAGAGCAUUUAUGGCUGCACAGAAGUGUCAUAAAAAAACCAUGAAGGACAGAUAUGUUGAAGUCUUUCAGUGUUCAGCUGAGGAGAUGAACUUUGUGUUAAUGGGGGGCACUUUAAAUCGAAAUGGCUUAUCCCCACCGCCAUGUAAGUUACCAUGCCUGUCUCCUCCUUCCUACACAUUUCCAGCUCCUGCAGCGGUGAUUCCUACUGAAGCUGCCAUUUAUCAGCCCUCUCUGCUUUUGAACCCCCGGGCUCUGCAGCCCUCCACAGCCUACUACCCGGCAGGCACGCAGCUCUUCAUGAACUACACCGCGUACUACCCCAGCCCCCCAGGUUCGCCCAAUAAUCUUGGCUACUUCCCUUCAGCUGCUAAUCUUAGCAGUGUCCCACCUCAGCCUGGCACGGUGGUCAGAAUGCAGGGCCUGGCCUACAAUACUGGAGUUAAGGAAAUUCUUAACUUCUUCCAAGGUUACCAGUGUUUGAAAGAUGUAUGGUGAUCCUGAAACCAUCAGACACCAAGUCAUCUUCUAGCAACUUCAGGGGAAGUUUGUCUACACUCAGGCUGCAGUAUUUUCAGCAAACGUGAUUGGACAGGGGGCCUGAGCCCUCUCUUUUGGUGGAGUGGAAAAUUUGAGCCAGCGAAGCCAAAUCCUAUAGCAAGAAGCAUGUCUGGCUCCUUGCUGAUUGCAUUUAAAAUGUGAAUUGGAAAUUGGAUGUCUCCAUUACUUCCAGCCAAUGUGGCAUCAUGGGUUUUUCUUAAGUUUUAUGUCUUGGAGAAAAAAAUACUCCGCUUAUGUCUACUAUCUCCACCAAGAACUCUGUUCUGGAAACUUCAUUUUUGUGUGUUCCCGCUCCUCUCUCUCCACCUCCCUACUUUCUACACAAUCAUACCCUCUUACUAAGUAAUUCAAGAGUAAGGUCUUGGAAUACUUAAAUCACAGACUUUAGAAAUAAAAUUAAUAUUUUUCUCA